Messenger RNA from Diatraea saccharalis (sugarcane borer), 7746 nucleotides. The record is from the annotation of a GenBank genome assembly. NCBI's taxonomy places the organism in Eukaryota, Metazoa, Arthropoda, Insecta, Lepidoptera, Crambidae.
AUGUCUGUGCCUAUCAAGCGUUCGUUUAGCUCUGAGGGCGGGGCGGCUUCCAAACGGGACUGGAAGAUGCGCCUCAGCCUUCGGAGCCGCAGUGGGCACAGUGUGGAAGCACUGCGUGGACGAAGAUGUGCAUCGUUACGCUCUGCUGCGACACCGGCGCGUGGCACCGAUGAAUCGGGAAGAAGCACUCCGUCAGCUGCACAACAUGCAUCUCCCUCUCCAGCGGACACCCCCGCUCCAAAGAAAUCCAAUUGGGAGGUCAUUGAACACUUCUCGUCGAACCGUAGCAAGAAGAGUCCAACUACUGCGGAGACAGAGGGUGCGACCUCUUCUACACCUAUACUACCUCUGUGCCCAUCGGGGAGGCCUGAUGUCGACAUUUUGCCAUUACUCAAUGAUGAAGGCGUUGAGGGGGGUGGGGGGGCAGCGGGCGCGCAGGACGACGAGGAGGAGGAUGAAGACACCUGUUGGCAACUUUGUAUCGAGAAAUUCCCUCCGCCGCUGCGCGCCCUCUGCGAGUCGCACAGAUUUGAGAACUUACACGUGGAGAUGCUUUACCAACGGUACUUUCUCCGAAUGAAUCAGACUAACAUGACCCACCUCCUCGGACUACUGUUGGCUGUGGCAAUCAUAUUACUGCUGGUGCAAGUGAGGACCCUGCUCCUCGCUCAGAACUACCUGAGCAAACUGCUGCCCGACAAUAACCUGACGUUUGUCACCAAUUUCACGGACUACGACAUGUACCAUUCUUACGGAUUCAAGACGGAUCACAAGCAACCUUACAACCUGAGCGACUACCAGUUCGACCACCAGAGGAACUCAACUUUCACCCUGAAGCAGGACUACUACGAAAAGGAGCGUAUAGCUCAUAUCAUCAACAUUAUCAUUCUCGGAAUCGCUUCGCUUGCAUAUGGCUGUCUCCUGGCGUGCCUCAGUCGGCCCGCGAUGAAUGAAAUAUAUCUGCUCACAAUUUCGUACGUGGUUCUUGUAACAUUCUUGCUGAUUGACCUGUCAUUCGCCAGUGCUUCUGUGCUCAGGAUUUUCUGCACUGCUACGACUCUGCUGGCUUGCAAUCUUUCCGGCAUAAUGACUCACCAUCCCCGCGAGUUGGCGCAACGCCGUGCCUUUUUAGAGACAAGGGACUGUGUUGAAGCUAGGCUAGUCAUGCAAAGGGAAAAUCAACAGCAGGAGCGCCUACUACUGUCUGUACUGCCCCGACAUGUCGCUAUGGAGAUGAAGGCGGACAUCGCUAACCAGCCGCGACAGGAACAAUUUCAUAAGAUCUACAUCCAGCGAUACGAGAACGUCAGUAUUCUCUUCGCGGACAUCUGCGGCUUCACUUCACUGUCAGACCAGUGCACAGCGGAGGAAUUGGUGCGUCUUCUCAACGAAUUAUUCGCAAGGUUUGAUCGGUUGGCAGCUGAACAUCAUUGUCUGCGGAUCAAGUUACUGGGUGAUUGCUACUACUGUGUAUCUGGUCUUCCGGAAGCGCGUGAUGACCAUGCCAAGUGCUGCGUCGAGAUGGGACUUGACAUGAUCGAUGCGAUUGCACUGGUUCGUGAAGUGAUGGCUGUGAAUGUGAACAUGCGUGUUGGCAUUCACACUGGCCGCGUUCACUGCGUCGUGCUCGGCUUGCGCAAGUGGCAAUUCGACGUCUGGUCCAAUGAUGUCACCCUUGCUAACUACAUGGAGAGUGGUGGCGUUGCUGGGCGAGUACACAUAACCAAGGAAACCCUACGCUGCUUGGGCGACGAUUACAAGGUGGAACCAGGACACGGUGGUCAACGCAACACGUACCUCAAGGAUCACAAUAUCGAAACCUACCUCAUUGUUCCUGACGAUACCAGUCGCGUGGUUAGUUGAGUAUUAACUUUUAAUAGGACAUUGCAUGGCAUACAUAGGACAAAGUACAUAGGAGAGUUCUUUUUUGUGUAUUGUGUUGAAACAUUUAUAAACAAACAAAAAUGUUGUAAAAAUUAUUGAUAUGUUUUAGACGUGGUAUAAAGUGGGGAAUUAACUAGACGGGCAUGCCCACCAGCCCUCGUUACUAUAGGGCGGGUAUGUCUGGUUAGUGUAGAACCAUCGUCGCAGUCAUUACACAGACCUAUAUAGUAGCAGGUCUGGCGGGCAUAUUUCCAGACUCGGCCGAGGUUAUGCUCGUGUAGUGAAUGCCCCUCUUAAUACUAUAAAUUUUGGCACGAAUUUUACUAGUCUCACAAGUUCUAUGAGAACGAAUCCAAAGUGAGCAUAGUCCUAUAGUCGAUUGCACCAAACACCUAUUGUAUGUUCCUAUAGCAGGCGAAAAAACGUACAUUUGUUUAAAAUAUCACGUUGAGCGUUGUAUAUAACACGAAAUGUAUCGCUAUCCGUACAAAUCUUUAUUGCUUCCGCGGGGUACUGUUGUUACUGUUGUACGGCGUGGGGUCAUUGAUCUAAAGCAUCCCGUAAAAAAAAUCUCUGUACUUCACGGAAUCAGUGUAGAGUUCUAUGGAUAGCGAUAAGUACGGUUUAAUGCAAUGCUAUCAUAAUAAAUUGUAUUAUUAUCUGUUUUUUGCCUGCCCUAGGAACAGACUAUAAUAGAUUAUUCCCUACAUACGUUUCUAUUAUAAAAGAACUCAGCAUCAACAUUUGCUAAAGUUGUUUGCCUAUAUGUUACCACAAUCGUACAAACAAAGGAAAGAACCAGGCAAUAUUGAAUUGUAUUAGGAGACGACAUCCACGAGAUUCUUUUCGCUACUGACUAAUACUGGACCGUGUUAUGUACGGAGUAUUUCUAUUGUUAGUCAGUGACGGAAUGGUGUAGUGAGUCGUCCUAUCCAAUUAUAAAUAUGGUAUUUUACUUACAAACUGGUAUUAUGCGGAUUACACACGGUCAUAGUACAUUGUUAAUCUGAUGCAAUGGGUAUUGUUUGUUUUCAUGUUUGAUGGGUUCAUAUCACGGUCUUAAUAUUAUGAAACGGUAGAAUAAAAAAGUCUUUGACUUUGCAAAUAUUAAUCCUAAGGCGAGAAAAAGAAGGUCCAUAUCAGGAUGCGUCGCAUCGCAUUUGUCACGAAACAUCAAUGUUAUUAUAUAACCUUGUAAACUUGAUAGAAAAUAUGUAACGUACUAACACACACUUCCGUAAGUCGCUUGAGGAAUCUGCCGUCAGAUUUACACCAAAUCUUACGAUGAUUGGACGCAUCAUCCACAACAAAAGUUCAUGAGGACUAUUCAUGAUGAUGUCAAAUCAUAUAUAAAAAAGUAUCUUACCAUGGAGAAUGAAAUCAAUACAGUCUAAUAGGGAUGAUGACUGGGUAAAAAAAAUGCAAUUCUAAUUAGUCCGUCAGUCAGAUAAUAGAAAAAUAUUAGAUACGUAUUUUUUUUACUUCAAUUUAACAAGAAAUAGCUUGGAUAACAGGCAUUAAAUUUGAGGAGUGGGGGCUCGCUACGUCACAGUUGAGUAGAAAACGUACCAUAACGUGACGUCAUGCGAAAUUUCAACUCAAUGUAUCGCCGUAAUUUUAUGAUUACGAAAAAAAUAAAAAAAUACGUGUUUAAUAUUUUUUGACACUCUACCUGACGGACAAACAAACAAAAAUUUGUCAUCAUCCCUAUUCUGUUGAUGAUAGCCUUACCUUGACAAACAUAAUUAAAUGUGAACGCAGCACUACGAAAAGAGAUGGAGAAGUCUCGCAAAUCCACAACAUUUUAUAAACGAUCCCAUAACCUCGACCAUAUCAGAAAGAAGAAUCGGAAAAAGAAAUGGUUUGGUUUCCGGCCAUAUCAACGAAGAAAAUUAACUAUUGCAUACUAAGUUUUCUAUAGUGUAUCUGAUCUUGGGUGGUUAUAGUACAGCAUCUAGCAAGUGCAUAUCACGAGAGCAUUCAUUAGUUACUCGUACGUUGGGAGUUAAUAUAUAUAAUUUUGUCUACUAUAUACUACUUAUAUUAUUUUUGUUCGAGCAGGAUAAAAAACCACAGCACAGUUUUUCAAUCAACGGCAACGUUUCAAAGGAGAUGCGGGUAAUGGGUCACGGGUCGCAACACGGCAAGCAUGCAUCCAAGUAAUAUUUGAAUAUUUCUUUAUUUUUACUAAAAAAUAUUUUCAGUUACAAUAUAUAUAUAUAUCAUAUGGUUGAAAUUCAAAAGUGGUAAAGAUUCGGUAAAAUUAAAAGAUCUUAUCAUUAGAUAUUUAAUAAUAUUAUAACUUCCGCCUCUGACCUAGUGAUCAAAUUAAAAUUACCUAUGCACUUUACAUCAAAAGAUGUUAGAAAUUUGCUUGUUUAGUUAAAUUUAUAUAUUAAAGUUGUAUAAUUAAGUUUCCAACAAACAUUUUCUUUACUAUAUCGAUAAAAUUACAAAGAACUUUGGUUGUAUGAAGUAAUUUCGUAUGCCAUCCUAUCACUCUUACUUACGUAUCGUCACCUAUAAAGCACUAUCUAAUGCAAACUUUCUCGUAUCUCAUAAAAUAUUAAUCUUACGUCAACCGGCAAGUUAUUAAAUACCUCCGAUGUUUAUAAAGGAAACAAAGUUUAUCCGCUAACUAAACUUUCCACAAGUGUCCCGCGAGCGCAAAAACUUUUACCUUCUUAAGUCAGGCACACAUACGAAACGCAGAUCAUACCUGUGCCGUUAUAAACUUAUCUGUAAAAAAAAGUUGGUAUUAAUCUAUGCUUAUAUGUAGAUUUCCAAUGAUAAUAAAAAUAAAAUAAAAAGUGACUUUGUUUUUGUAACACCUAAGUAUGCGGUGAUCUACUAUCUGAAAAUAAUAAGAAAUGUACCAAUUUUUUUUAAAGAUUAACACAACAAGAUACGUAUUCGUCCAUUUUUUUUUUCAAAUAAAAAGCGACUACUUCCUAAUUUAUUUAUUAAAAUAAGCAUUAGGUUUUAAUCUGUUGAUAAUUUGUAAAAUAAACCGGCCAUUGGCUGCACUAUCGUAAACAAAUACACAAUCAAACGAUUCGUUCGCACUUCGCGUAAUAUUACUUGUUCACGUACACUGUUGUUUCUCGACAGGAUCGACCCGGCCAGCGAGAAUAAGAAGCCCGAGGAUGAAGUAAAUGAGUACCUGAUGAAGGCUAUAGAUGCCCGUUCGAUCGACCGUUUGCGCACCGAGCAUUGCCGGCCUUUCACGCUUACAUUUCGUGAUCAGAAGAUAGAACAAAAAGUGAGUGAUUAAUGUCAUUGCUGAUUUUCGAACUACUUACCUUAUGACCUUUGGUAUUGCCCUCUGUAGCCGAUGAAAGCUAUUAGACGCGACAUGAUGGAGACAGGAUUAGGAUCCAAAAAUGAAAUGAUGAUAACAAAAAUUGCCUGUAAAAAAUAAGCAAGCUUCCAGCGCGCAAGUUAAUCGUAUUCGUUUUAUUAAAGAAUGAAUACUUAUGUUGUUGUUAAGAAUGUUUUGAUGUCAAUAGAUACUGAGGUUUGUUUAAGGCAAGUAAGGAUUUUUCACGACGCAAUUUAAGGACAUAUAUUUUUUAUGUUUUAUAAAAGACGUUUGACUCACACAAAGGUAAAUAUACAAUCAUACGAAAACUAUCACGACCUUUGCACAAAUCAAACAUAUUCUUGAUUUAUUCAAUUUUGGGAUAUUUGAAACGGUUGCUAGGAUUAUUAUUGCUGCGAUAACUUCAAGUGGUUUUACGUACGACGUAAUAACAUAACGAACGUCGUGAUCCAGCCAAUUAAAAUUGCCACGGCUCCUUGAGGAUAGCUUUCGGUUGAAUUGUUAACUACUAGGGUUGGUUACUUAAUGUAUUCAAAAUAAGAUGUAUUCUGCCCAAUAAUAUUUCCUAUUUUCUUUGAACCGUGACGUAUUUAGGACGUCGCUAGCCAAAUAGUUUAGAUACUAUUUUAUUGCAAAAUGAUUUAGGCGAAUUCGAAAGAUUUUGUAACGAAAAUAGUUUAUUUUUGAAUCCAGACAAAUGUCAUACAAUCACGUAUACAAGAAAAAGAGACCCAAUUAAAGUUCAAUACAAAUUAUGUGGUAAAAUUCUUAACCGUGUAACAGAAAUUAGGGAUCUAGGCGUACUAAUCGAUUCUGGACUGACAUUUGUCCCACAUAUUAACAAAAUUGUGAAUCAAUCCUUUAGGUUUUUAGGUUUCAUAUUGCGCGUAGGUAAACCAUUUAAAAACCCUGCUACAUACAAAUUACUCUAUAACAGUUACGUUCGAAGCCGUCUUGAAUUCGCAAGCCCUGUUUGGAACCCUCCUUAUCGUGUGCAAUCUGAUAAAAUUGAGAAGGUUCAACGCAAGUUUAUUAAGUCGUUGGACUAUAGAACUUAUAAUCCACACCUCAAUUAUGAGUCCUCUCUUGUUAUUCACAAUAUGAUUUCUCUAAAAGAUCGAAGAGAUCUUAUAGAUAUAAACUAUUUAUUUAAAAUACUGAAUGAUAUGGUUGAUGCCCCGUUUCUUUUGGAAAAGAUUUUCUUUCGAGUGCCCAGGAAACAAAAGCGAUCCAUUCGAAAAAAAGAUUUAUUUUUCGUUAAGCAAAGUAGAACUUGCUAUGGAAGUAAUAGUUACAUAAAAAGAGCAUGCACCCUUUACAACAACGUUUUUAACGAUGUGGAUAUAUUUGGAACAUCUGUUGCUGCGUUUAAACGACAUGCCGUUGAAAUAUUGCAACACUUUGACGUAUAGUUUAUAUAGGCGCAUUUUUUAGUAUCACAUUAUUACAGUUUGUUUUUAAAUUUAAAUUAAAAUACUUUAACCGUGACCUGACUCACUGUUGACUUGGUCACUCCAAUUACCCGUUUACAAGGAUUGCUGUUCCAUAUAAAGUGUGUUUUAUCAUUGUCGAACGAUUGUCUUUUAUCUUAUUUUAUUUUAUAUUAUCAUGUCUUGAUCCCACUUCUAAUUUAGUAUCUUAAUUUUGUAAUUUCAAACCUGGAAAUAAACAAUAUAAUUAAUUUAACUAAUUAACUUAAGUUUACACCUAAAUAACUUGGUAAACGCGAAUACGAAGAUAAUACAAUGGUAUAUAUUUACAGUAACAAUAAUUUCUAUCGCUAAAAAAUAUGUUACCUCUUGUUGUCGGCCUGUCUGAUCUGCAAUAAUUGGAAGCUGAUGGCAGCAUCAUCACGCAACUUUUUCUUGGACUUAGUCCGGACUAAGUUUGAUCGAGUUUUUUCAUUUUACGAGUAUGAUUCUAGUUAUGAUUUGCAAUGUGAUAAUUGGAUUGGAUCCUUGUGUAACCGGGUCUACCAACUAUAACACAUAAUAAAGUAAAAAUAAAUAAAAAAUGAGGACACUAAUUGGUUUUUAGUAAAUUGUAUAUUACAUUUUAGUUGAUGAUUUUAGUUUCUUAUGUAUUUUAUUAUAAUUUGUUAAUAACGUAACUUGGGAGAGUUACUUACCCGAUAUUGCUAAUAAAUAAACCAUCACAAUAUAGUUGUUAUUAUACUAGUUGCCUAAUUUUAACGUAAUUUUAGUUUCAAUAUCCACAAUCGGUAAUGACUUUUCCUAGUAUGUUAAACGGCGUACUUUGCGUCUACUUUUCGCCUGCUGCGGCGGCGCACUGGCGACGCGCUUGCUAGCCGCCGCCGACCGGUGCAUUGAAGCGUGAAUUUUUGUGUUGCGUAGUUCGUUUAACUUAGCAUAAGAUAUAGUUGGAUACCCAUUUAUUUAUAUUGUUCAACAUAUUUAGCUUGUUUGAUGUUUUUUCUUUGUUUAACAGUAAUAAAACAAAUGUAAUGUUGGGAACUAUAGGUUUAUUUAUAUUUUUCUUUGAUUUGUGUUCAUGUAAUUUUUUAUAACUGUUUGUUCCUU